AUGUCUUCCACCCGCAAGGACAGCCUCGCCUCGUGGACAACGAACCACUCGACUCUCGAAACCGGCGAGGGCAACAGCUACGACCGCACGCCGCUGCCCCCACGACCCUCUCAACAGCGCGACAUCUACGGCGCCAGCUCGCCUCACCGGCCCCUCUUCCUCGCGGCGCGCACCCUCUGCAUCUGCCUCGGCAUCGUGCUCAUCGCACUCUCUAUCAUCGCCCAGCGCGGCAUCGGCCGUGACAAAUGGAUGGCACCGAUACUCAGCCCGGCCAUCCAGUCGUGCUGCACCAGCGGCAUCGACGUCUACUUCAUCCUGCGCCGCAACAGGCGCUCGCCGGCCCUGCAGCGGCUGCUGUACGAUGGCGCCAUUGGCAUUGGGUUCGCCAUCGCGGGGGGCUUUCUCGUGUCGUUCACGCUGGGCGACAUGCAGCGGACGCGCGCCGGAUCGAGCGCCGCGACGGCGGCUGUUGCGGUGCUCAUCUUGUUCUGCAUGUUCAGUGAGAUGUGA
Molecule: messenger RNA, 510 nt
Organism: Phaeoacremonium minimum UCRPA7
Lineage: Eukaryota; Fungi; Ascomycota; Sordariomycetes; Togniniales; Togniniaceae
Exons: 1
Coding region: 1-510 (169 amino acids)
Source: RefSeq, a predicted model, not a curated record